UGCCUGAUUGCCUGGCCAGUGAGGGAAGGGAAGAGCAAUUGCAUUUACAGAGGCUCAGGAAAGGGAAGUGUCUUACACAAGCUCACAGAGGUUCUAGAAAAGGCAGAGUCAGAACUGAGCCAGAAAUUGGGUGGGGUCCUCUCCUGCCCUGUUCCUCCACCCUCCUCACCUGGGACGGCUGUCACCCUCUGGAUUUGGGUUUGGCAUGAGGUGGAGGCAGAGCGUGUGGGGUCUGGUGAGACUCAGGUCGGUCUCAGAGGUCCCACCGCUUGCUGUCCCCUAGGGCCCACCCUCCAGGGAUGGGCUACUUCCCUUCCUGUGAGGCCACUGAUGAGGAACCAGUGACAUGUCACAUGAAGCCUGGACCCUGUCACACCCCAUUCACCCAUCCUGGGUGGCUCUGCGGAGUUUACACAUCGUCUGCACACUGGGGACCAUGGGAGGACGCUCCAUGACUUCCACCCUCACUGCCUUUCUCUGCCUCAGGCUGUGUCAGGGCCCGUGGGACCAGGUACAGGCAGGAGACGUCCCCAAACCCUCCAUCGGCGCUGACGCAGGCCCCAUCAUCACCAAUGGGAGCUCUGUGACCAUCUGGUGUCAGGCGCCUCUGCAGGCUAGUGCCUACCUUCUAUAUAAAGAGAGGGGCUCUGAGCCCUGGGAUACCAGGACCCCACAGGGCUCCAGCAACAAGGCUGGUUUCCUCAUUGGAACCACGACCCCAUCCCACGCAGGGCUGUACCAGUGUGCAUAUUACACCACUGGGGACAUACUGUCUCAGAGGAGUGACCCCCUGCUCCUGGUGGUGACAGGAGUGGGCAGUGCACCCUCCCUCUCAGCCCAGCCAAGCCCUGUGGUGGCCUCAGGAGGGAUCGUGUCCCUCUCCUGUAGCUCUAACCUCACAUCGGGCACUUUCCAUCUGCUGAAGGAGGGAGGGGCUGACCCGCCCCAACACAUGGAAGCAGAACCGAGGAUCCAAGCUGGGAGGAGGCAGGCCAAAACCAUCUUCCCUCUGGGCCCCGUGAGUCCCUCUCAUGGGGGGACCUACAGAUGCUUCAGUUCUAACAGCUCCUACCCAUACGUGUGGUCACAGCCCAGUGACCCUCUGCACAUCGAGGUCACAGGUGUGCACAGGAAGCCCGCCCUCUCGGCCCAGCCAGGCUCGCUGGUGCUGCCUGGACACAGCCUGACCCUCCAGUGCCACGCGGAGGCCGGCUUUGACACAUUCGCUCUGACCAAGGACGAGGGGCUCGCACCCCCUCAGCACCUCGAUGCGCAGCACAGCCCCCACUUCCCCCUGGGCCACGUGAACCGCACCCACGGGGGCCGGUACAGAUGCUACAGUGGACACCACCUCUCCUCUGUGUGGUCGGCCCCCAGCGCCCCCCUGGACAUCCUGGUGGCAGGAAUGUACAGGAAACCCUCCCUCUCAGCCCAGCCAGGAUCCUCAGUGCCCAGGGGAAUGAACGUGACCCUGCAGUGUGGGUCUGAGAUCUGGUUGGACACCUUUCACCUGCACAGGGAGGGGUCACUUGACCCUCUCCAGCAUCUUCAUCUGCAGGACACGUCUGCACCCUCUCAGGCCAACUUCACACUCAGUCCUGUGAGCUCAGGCAACCAGGGGACCUACAGGUGCUAUGGCUCAAACAGCACCUCCCCCUACCUGCUGUCACACCCCAGUGACCCCCUGGAGCUGGUGGUAUCAGAUCUGGAAUGGAACCCGAUCAUCCUAAUCGGGGUCUCGGUGGCCCUCGUCCUGCUGCUCUCCCUCCUUCUCUUCCUCUUCCUCCGCUUCAAGCGUCAGAGCAAAGGCAGCACAUCGGCAGAUGCUGCCAUGAAGGACCCCCAACCUGGGAAGAGCCUGGAGCUGGACCCUCGGCAGAACAGACAGGAUGAAGACCCCCAGGGAGUGACGUACGCCCAGGUGAAACACUCAAGACCAAGACCCCAGCAGGGAAUGGCCACCUCUCCUUCCUCCCUGUCGGAGGAAUUGCUGGACACAAAGGGCAGACAAGCAGAAGAGGACAGACAGAUGGAUAGUCAGGCUGCACCUGACGCCCCCCAGGAUGUGACCUACGCCCAGCUGAACCUCUUGACCCUUAGACGGCAGACAAGUGCACCCCCAUCCUCCCCAUCAGAGGAGCCCCCAGAAGAGCCCAGCUUGUACGCUACUCUAGCCAUCCACUAGCCCAGGAGGACCCAGACCCCAUGCUCCAGGGACGGGGCCUGCAGGGACCCCAGAAGGCAUGAGUACUUCCCCCAUGGACCCUCAGCUAGUGACCCCAGCCAGCCUGGAGACCAGACCUGCUCCACUGGCAGCUCCUGGCACCCUCUGGGAGUCAACCUGGUUCUAUAAGCAAUAUGCCUACGUUUUGGAUCAAAGCAAGACUUCUCAAUAAUCAAUGUGUGAACUUAGAACAAAACAGAAGUAAGAGAAUGCUUUAAGUGAAUGACAAUGUAAAUAUCAUACAUCAAACCUAUGAAGUGGGACAUAGGAUCAACCUAAGUGUCCUUGAACCGAUAAUUGGAUAAAGAUGUGGUUACUAUACAAAGAGAAUAUUUCUCAGCCAUAAAACAUGAAAUACUGCCAUUUGCCACAACAUGGAUGGAUCUGGAGAGCAUCACGCUAAGUGAACAAAGUCAGAAAGAAAAGGACAAGAACAAUCUGAUUUCACUCAUGUGGGUGAAAUAUGAACCUGAAGUGUCAUAUAUGUUAAAUACAUUGAAUCUGUAAUUAAAACUUUCCUGCAGCCCUAGCCGGUUUGGCUCAGUGGAUACAGCAUUGGCCUGCUGACUCGGGUUCAAUUCUGGUUCAAGGGCCCGUACCUGGGUUGUGGGCAUGAUCUCCAGUGGGAAGCUUGCAGGAGGCAACUGAUCAGUGAUUCUCUCUCAUCAUUGAUGUUUCUCUCUCUCUCUCCCUCUCCUUUCCUCUCUGAAAUCAAUAAAAAAUAUAUAUUUUUUUAAAAACUUUCCUGCAAAGUGACCUUAGAGUUCAGAAAGUUUCUCUGCUAAAUGCUUCUGAACACUUAUGCAUGUAUGAAAUACACACACAUAUACACAUGCACGUAUGAAAUCCACGCAUAUACACAUGGACAUACACAUGGGCACAUACAGACAUAUACGCAAACAUACACGGACAUAUAAAUUGGCACACAUGGACACACACAUCAACAUACACACACAUAGGUAUA
Myotis daubentonii (Daubenton's bat) is the source of this 3188-nucleotide messenger RNA. RefSeq names its product leukocyte immunoglobulin-like receptor subfamily B member 3. Bases 347 to 2185 code for a protein of 612 amino acids. The transcript has 10 exons. NCBI's taxonomy places the organism in Eukaryota, Metazoa, Chordata, Mammalia, Chiroptera, Vespertilionidae. Gene Ontology annotation, biological process: cytokine-mediated signaling pathway; immune response-regulating signaling pathway. The record is from RefSeq and is a predicted model, not a curated record. Gene Ontology annotation, cellular component: plasma membrane. Gene Ontology annotation, molecular function: inhibitory MHC class I receptor activity.